Messenger RNA from Durusdinium trenchii, 989 nucleotides. The record is from the annotation of a GenBank genome assembly. NCBI's taxonomy places the organism in Eukaryota, Dinophyceae, Suessiales, Symbiodiniaceae.
AUGAUGGCCCCGAAGCUGACUGCGCUGAAGCGAAUGGUUGACAAGCCGCCGGUCGGUGUCGACCAAGAGCACGUGCAGGCAGCCUUCCAGAAGCUUCGGACCUGGACGGAGGCGAGCAAGGCCGCCAUCCACGGAGCGCAGGCGACACCUCACGCUGCGCUCGACAGUCUUCCCUUCGACAAGAGCGAUCUGAAGGCCACGGUGGAGGCGGCCGCGCAGACCUUGUCUGAGGCCCGCGCCGCAACGAAAGAGGCCAAAGCCGCAGAGCCCAAAGCCGCAGGAGGCAAGAAGCGGGCGAAAGGCGCCCAAUGGACUUGGCGCCCACACCCUCGCGCAGAGGACGGCCGCGCCAGCGCGUAUAGCACGCCAACCUGCAUCCUGUCCGCCGCGGAGUGGAUCGCGCUACGCGCGCCCGACCAACCUCGCGACGAGGAAGGCGGUCGGUGGGAGGAAGCGCGGACUCGAUUCCAUGGAACGGACUUUCGAGCUGCGGCUUCCGUGUUGGCGAUGAACGGCCAGUUCAUCAGUGGUCCCAACGGACAUGACGGUGUGUACGGCCUGUUUUCUUGCGACAAUCUGCCGGAGGCUUGGCUGCGCGUGUGCCGUCGGCGCGCGCUGGAAGGCGCCGGACACGUGGUGCGAGCCUCCGCGAUGGCGGUUGUCUUGGAGUUUAAGGCCCUUGAGGUCAAGAGAUACAUUCCCGGCAAGAGCUUGGGCGUGACCCGCGCGCCCAAGGGCGGACGAGUUCCGGGAGUGUAUCUGCAAGCGGUGCACUUCAACGUCGCCGCUGUGACGCGUUUUGCCUUUUUCCUAGGCCGGCAGAUUGAAGAGCGAGAGCUCUACGUCUGUUGGAAUUUUGUGCGCUGUGGUGUUUGGGCGUGGGGGCGCGAAGGCGCGCCGCCCGCCUGGCACCGUUCGCGCCGAGGAAACACCUACUGUCCGCGAUGCGCGCCCUGGUGGACCAACCAGGACGCGCAGCUGGACUUGGU